Chiloscyllium plagiosum (whitespotted bambooshark) is the source of this 2154-nucleotide messenger RNA. RefSeq names its product solute carrier family 25 member 3-like. Gene Ontology annotation, molecular function: phosphate transmembrane transporter activity. Gene Ontology annotation, biological process: mitochondrial phosphate ion transmembrane transport. Lineage: Eukaryota; Metazoa; Chordata; Chondrichthyes; Orectolobiformes; Hemiscylliidae. Gene Ontology annotation, cellular component: mitochondrial inner membrane. The record is from RefSeq and is a predicted model, not a curated record.
UAGUAAAGGACGCAUUAAUUAGCCGGAGGUCGCGGGGCUCGAGCUGCCGCCGCCGCCAUCUUACAGAGAGCUCGGUGUUAACGGCCAUGUACCCGAGCUCGCUGCUCGCCCUGUCUGGGGGAAACCCCUUCAAUGCGCCCCGGUUCCAGCUCCUCACAGAGCCCGUCUCCCCUCCUACACGCAUCGCCAACAAGGCCGCGCCACCCGCUGAACGGGUCGUCCCUCGCCGGAGGCUGGCCGCGGCCGCUGCAGCUCCCGCCAUCACAGAGCAGGAACAGUACAGUUGUGAGUAUGGCUCGGCUCGCUUCUACGCCCUGUGCGGUCUGGGCGGUAUCCUGAGCUGCGGGACGACCCACACGGCCGUGGUGCCCUUGGACUUGGUGAAGUGCCGGAUUCAGGUAGACCCUGGAAAAUACCAGAGCAUCUUCAAAGGGUUUUCUGUCACUGUGAAAGAAGAUGGUAUUCGUGGUCUGGGAAAAGGUUGGGCCCCAACCUUCAUUGGUUAUUCGAUGCAAGGGCUAUGCAAAUUUGGUUUCUAUGAAGUUUUCAAGAACAUAUAUGGUGAACUACUAGGUGAAGAAAACGCUUAUCUCUGGCGUACGUCUUUAUACCUUGCUGCAUCUGCCAGUGCUGAGUUCUUUGCUGAUAUUGCACUUGCUCCAAUGGAGGCUUGUAAGGUCCGUAUUCAGACUCAGCCUGGCUAUGCCAACACUCUUAGAGAAGCUCUUCCUAAAAUGCAUGCUGAAGAAGGUCUCUGGGCAUUUUACAAAGGUGUUACCCCUCUGUGGAUGAGGCAGAUUCCCUACACGAUGAUGAAGUUUGCUUGCUUUGAGCGCACGGUUGAAGCAUUAUAUAAAUACGUGGUGCCUAAACCUCGUGACAGUUGUACCAAAGCUGAGCAACUGGUGGUGACGUUUAUUGCUGGUUAUAUUGCUGGUGUUUUUUGUGCUAUUGUAUCUCACCCUGCUGACUCUGUGGUGUCGGUACUGAACAAGGAAAAGGGUAGCAGUGCAUUACAGGUUUUGAAAAGGCUUGGACCUCUAGGAGUGUGGAAAGGGCUUUUUGCCCGUAUUAUCAUGAUUGGCACUCUGACUGCCCUACAGUGGUUUAUCUAUGACUCUGUUAAGGUCUACUUCAGGCUUCCUCGUCCACCUCCCCCUGAGAUGCCAGCAUCGCUGAAAAAGAAGCUUGGGUUGAUGUAAAAAUGGGUGGACUUCAUUUGUUGCCCUGGCUAAGUCAGAUAUGUCUCAUAAGGCAUGUAAAAGACCUAUUUAAUACUGAGAAUAUCAUGUCUGUAAUGUCAUGUUGAUGAAGCUUGGCAGUGAGUGCAGAGUAUUCAUCAACACCAAUUCUGAAUAAAGAACAGUGACCCAAGUUUUAGAUGUGGUCGUUUAUAAUUGGUUUAUUUAAACGUGAUUGUGAUUAAAACAAAUCAUUUCAUUCUAGAAACUCAGUAUUGGUGAACAGCUAAACCCACCUGCACUUUUUGCACCACACCUUUUUUAACUCAGUACAAAAUGUUUCAAGCCUGUAGAUAUUAGUGAUGGUGCCUGGGUUUGUAAAUUUCAAUGCCAGUAGUUUUAGAUUUGGUUGGAACAGCUAUUUAAAGUCAACACACUCCUUGGGUGCGUCUUUUGUGGGAUGUCUGUUCUGCCUUGCUGGUGGUUCUUUUAACCCUGGUGUUGGGUUCUGCAAUGUGCUGACAGCUCAUAUUUAUCAACUUUAAAGGUUGCACAUGGUAACCCAUCCGUUCUGAUGUCCGUGACUAGGCUGUUGUGUACCAUCAGAACUUUGCUCUGUGGACAUUUCACCAAAAUUGAUCUUGUUUAAAUGUAAUAAAAUGAGAUGUUCGCAAGCUAUUCUAGCUGCUUAGUGACCCCAUGACUCCAUUGCUGGUUGUGCAAAAUCCUCUUUUUUUUAAUAUAUAGAAGUGUCUGCAUCAAGAAAUGACUGAUCUUGACAAUAAAAUGGCUGUAACAUUGCAAUUCCCUGUUAUGUUUGCCAUUUCAAAGUGUUAAAUGUUGAAUAACCUGUCUUCUGCUAAAAUGGAACCAAGAGACACUGAUUUUGUACAUGUUAUUAUUAUAGAUUCCACUCUUGGGUUUUUUGGUUGUUUUGGGUCAAUAAGCAUUAAAGAAUAUUUGCAACAGUCAA